Messenger RNA from Schizophyllum commune H4-8, 3218 nucleotides. RefSeq lists its product as uncharacterized. NCBI's taxonomy places the organism in Eukaryota, Fungi, Basidiomycota, Agaricomycetes, Agaricales, Schizophyllaceae. The transcript is spliced from 2 exons. The record is from RefSeq and is a predicted model, not a curated record. Bases 150 to 2735 code for a protein of 861 amino acids.
UCGACGAGCCGCUAUUGUCCCUCCGUCACAGCCGGCGGACGGAGCUGCAUUGCCCUCGACACUUGUACUUUGACUCUAAUUUCAACGUCGUAAUCGCCGCCUCGGUCCUCGCCGUCUCGCUCUCUCCUUUUUCUCUUUCGUUUCCUCGCAUGCUCAAGCUCUUCAAGCACCGUUCCUCGGCGGCCCCGCCUCCCGCUCGACCCCCACCGCGCGCCCUCAGUCUUUCGCCGGAGCAGCUAAACGAUCCCGCAUUCUCGUCAUCGCCGGCGGACAACCCGUAUGCAGCGCACGGCCGGACAGACUCCUCCACCUCCACAUCCUCCUUCGUCGUCGUCCGCAAGCCGCACUCCCACGGGCCCGCACCCGCACCGUCGCCACGCAAGUCAGCUGAGGAGAAUUCAUCCGGCGAGUCCGCCGACUCGAGAAGUUCUGCAGAGACCGUCACGCCUCCCACGUCUGCUGACUGCCACGAUUCGUCGUCUGCGGCUCUGAAGCAACCGUCUCGAUCUGCGGAUAUCCCUCUUGUCACCGUACACCCAUCUCGGCCUGGUCAGACCGCUUCUCAGCCCAAUAUGCCCUCCAGAGAGCGACGCAGUCCUCCUCGCGCUGAUACCAGCAACACUCGCCCCUCCGCUCCCCCUAGAUCGACCACAGCACCUGCACCACCAAAGCCAAAAGCCUUGGAUAGCAUCGAUGAGCUGGACGAGUCGAACAUGUUCGGCGUCAACCUGCAUAACGGGGGACCAUACGACGCAAUCAGGAAAGCUGUGAAGAAGGCCUCGUCUCCGCCCUCAAACGGGAAUGCUGUACCCUUCGGCGCGUCGCUAAACCUGUCUCCAGGGCAGGUGUUACCACAUAACUUCCAUCCCUAUGCGCCGUACCAUUCGAAUGUUACGCCCUCUAACAUCGACAUGCCUGCGAAGCCGCCACCUCGCGCCAACUUCUUUCCAUCGAGUGCUUCGGCGCCGGGGCAGAAGGAGGCGACUGGUCUGCAUCGGGACGACCCCUACGCUCUGGCUACCCACGCGCUCCAUCAGCCGGGGCUUCCCCCCACUACUGCACUCCAAAGGGCUGCAGGGAUUGACCUGCCUCCAACGGGCAGUGGACAGCCACACAAGCGCAGGGGAAGCGAGCAACCACCGACAUGGAAUCCUCCCAUGGCUCGCAGACCCAGCAGGCCAGAAGUAGCGGGUCCCUCGCUCGCUGCCCCUGCUCCGAGGCAAAUACCUCGUAUGCCCUCGGCGCCGAAGCUCCCCAGUGCGAUGGGCCCGCCUUCAUCAACCCCAAUUCCGCGUCCACCAUCGACUCCUGCCAACGUCGGGCGUGAGCGCCUGCCCUCUCGUACACCACCACCACCCAUGCCUCCCAUGCCGCACGCAAACACAGCGCCAAUGCCCUCGCGAUCGCCGCCGACUCCGACGUCUCGUAGUGUCUCAGCGACGGCGAGCUCGACUUCGACGACCCCGACCCAAUCUUCAUCCAGCAUGCCUCCUGUACCAGGACCUUCACGUACGCCGCCUGGCCCCUCACGUACUCCUCCGACGAGCUCGCGCACCCCGCCACCGCCAGCGCGGGCGCCCAAGACUGUUCGCAACCCUUCGCCUAAUGCUCCCCCGCCAGCCUACGACGAGAUGUUCCCACCUGCCGGUCCUUCACGACCUGAGAAGACCGGGCAUCUCACAGUGCCUGAGCGAGAGCAACAAGAGUCGGAGCCUUCGGAGUACGGGGACGAGGAGGAUGCGUAUGGCGGAAUGGAGGAUACGCCGCCUGCUAUACCAGCGUCGCUUAUGCCUGGCGGAGGCGCGCAACGGAUACAGCAGGCCCAGCCGCGCCGGUGGAGCGAGCAGCCCAGCAGUCCGAUGGUACAAGCUGGGCCGCCGCCCGCCCAGCAACCCAGACGCGUUGGUGUCAACCAUGGUCUCUUCGAGCAGCGAGUACCGGAACCAGGCGCUCAGCAUAUGCAACGAGCAGCGACGGUUACAGGGGAUCCACGCGCUGCCCAGCAGUACUAUCCGCCUCCUCAGCCAACAGCGUCAGGCUUCAUGCGGCCUCCUCCACCUGGGCGCCCGGUCAAUGGCUUCACGCAGUACCCAAAUGCAAGCAGGGAGAGGGUACCCAUGGCGCAUGGACCUCCGCCUUCGGCUAUGCCUAUGCCGGAACGCAGAGAUCGGCGAGUAUCAGAGCCCUGGGGUAUGCAACAACCGAGCCAGUACGCGCCCUCGGUGUCGACUUCCUCGUCCGGCAUGUCUGGCCGCCCGCGUCCCUCGCACGUCCCGCAACGCCUCGUCAUGCCCUCGCCGCUCAGCGGUGGGGGCCCGCCCGGCAGCGUGCAUCCACCCCCGCGCACCGCAUCCAUCCAGCAAGCGCGCUUUGUGCCCCCGCGACACUUGCCAGCGUCCAGUCAAGGCCCGCCUCCCGCGCGCAGCCACAUGCAGCAUCAGCACCUCAGGCAACUCGGGCCGCCGUCGAUGCAGCCCGCGCCACCCUCGAUGCAGCGAGCGCCACCCUCAGUGCAACCUGCGCCCCCAGUGGCUGCACCCAUCGCCCGCAGCCAGUCGUCGCGACUAUUUGAGGACGACAGGAAGCUGAGGAAGAAGGGCAGCGCGCCGCCGCCGAGGCACGAGAGCUUGCCGCCCGUGAGUGUGGACCUUGGCUUUGGGAGGGCGGCGAAGGUGCCGGAGCCCGCGCCUCCGCCGAAGAAGCGCGUGCUGAGUAAGAAGCGGGGGAUCUUCUAAGGGCGACGGCGGACGGCAAGAUGGGGCUUUGGUAUGUCUGCUCGCAGCGCUGGACGCUGGUUCGUGUUGGGAUGUGUUUACUCAUGUUGUGUCAUGCCAGUUACGCUUUCGAUGAAGCUUUGGUGCUUUUUUACUCCUCCUCCUCCUCCUCCUCCUCCUCCUCCUCCUCCUCGCACCUCUCGCAUCCUCUCGUCCUCAUCUUCGUAUCCUCUUGCGUCUCAUCUCUUUACCUGGUCGGCACACAUGUGGGACGCUUCCCUGUAUUUUUAUGCAUUUCCUCCUUCAUGAUUAGUCGUAUCGUCUCAUCGACAUCACGUAGAUACUUGCAACCUAACUUACUCCCUCGACCUAACUUUCUCCCCUCGACCUAAAUUCCUCCCCUCGUCUGCUUCUUCCGGCCUGCUACCCCUCACGAACCGUGACGACUGGCUUCGCAUGGACCCUUGUAGAUACGUUGACGAUUUUUUUGUGAUUGGUGGCCGG